AAUUGUUGUGAUAAACUUAUUAAAUAGAUCUUCUAUUUUGUGACCGAAAGAACAAAUUGCAAGGAAUGAGCACACCACAUCAAUCCACAACGCGGCGGUCAGGCGGACGUCGCGAGAGACCAAGUAUGGGAGGCUCCGGCACCAGUGAAAACUACGAAUACCGAAGCAGGUCUCCUCUCAGUCCCGCGAGAGAAGUGAGAAUGCGGGAGAGACAAGAGAUUCAAGGCCUCAAUUCGAGACUUGCGGGCUAUAUUGACAGAGUCAGAAAACUUGAAACCGAAAAUGAUGCACUUAGGAUUAAAAUUUCGCGUAGUGAGCAGUCGACAACGCAUGAGCGCACUCAAGUGCGUCAGUUGUUCGAAGAGGAAUUAGUCACAUUGCGAACAGAGAAUGAGAGCCUGGUCACAGAGAAAGCCUUCUUCAAAACUGAAAACGACAAAAUGAAAGCGAAGCUCCAAGAAGUUACACCUAGAUUGAAAGACCUAGAGGCAUCUAAUGAGGAUCUCAAGAAUGAAAACCAAGACUUGAAGAAAGAUUUGGCCGACGCUGAGUCAGCUACUUUUAAGGCAAACAAGGACAUUGAUGUAUUGACAAACGAGCUAGCCGACCUUGUGCGAACGCUGGAUGAGUUGAAAAAACAGUUGAAAUCUGCCCAAGACCAACUAGAGUUUGAAGUGAAUAGACGAACUGAGGCAGAAGCCCGGCUAGAGUCCCUCAACAAAAAAGUGUCAUUUGAGAAGAACAUAUUCGAGCAGACGUUGCAAGAGAGGACGCACGUGAAGGUGACGGAGAUCGAGGAGAUAGAAAGGAGGAAGAACCUGGAGACAGAUGCGAGGGUGCAGCAACUCCUGCAGGACAUCCGAAUGCAACACGAGGACAGAAUAGACGACUACAUCAGGGAGAAGGAGGAGUUAUACCAUCAAAAGGUUGCAAAUAUGAAGGAACAGAACAAGGAGAGAGACCGAGAACUAAUUCAGAAGACACAGCUUCUGAUAGACCUGCAGCACGAGAUCGCCAGCUUGCACAAUGAAGUACUGAAGCUCAACGACUUGCUACGAGACAGAGACGCCAGAGUAGGAGAGCUGGAACAGGAAAAGAAAGAUAUGAAAGCCAGAAUGCAGGAUAGAGAGAAUGAGAAGAAGGAUGAGUUGGACAAGCUGAAGGACAUUCUCACGAAGCAGUGCGACGAGUAUCAGAAUCUUCUAGACGAGAAGCUCAGUUUGGACCUAGAGAUCUCUGCAUAUAGGAAGAUGUUGGAGAGCGAGGAACAGAGAAUGAACAUCUCUCCAUCUCCUGGGCGCAAACGCAGCAGGCGUGACGAGGCAGGAGAAGGUACCUCUACCAGAAGUAAGCGCCGGAAGAUGAGAACGGACGAGUUUUUUACAAGCGAAGUGGUACAGUCCACUAAACUGAUCGGAUUAGAAAUCAUAGAGGCAGAUCCACGUGGACAUCUGGUAGCCUUGCAAAACCAUACAGCGCAGGAGAUCGUCUUGGAGAACUAUGAGGUCCGGAGGGUGAUGGGAGAGACUAUAGCCAGCUUCUACUUCCCGGGAGAGAUUACAAUCCUUCCGAAUGCAAUCACCACCGUACAUAGUUGUUGUAGCGAGGCAGCGGUGAGUGAGCCGCCCGAAAAUUUAAUAGCCGAGGACGUGCAACAGUGGCCGGUAGGGGAGGAAUACGUGACAUACCUCUACAACCCAGACGGACAGGAAGUAGCCAGUCGCCACUGUCGGAGGCGAGUAACACAGGAAGAGCAGUUUACUCUGGAUGAUACGACCCAAGAGAGAUGUGUCAUAGUAUAGUCGAUGGUCUUGGCUAAGUUCAGAAAUUGAAAAAAGUCAACUAAGAAGCCAAAAAAAGAAGAGAAAUGCAGAAAAACAACUUAAUUGAAGCGUGCCUUCUUCGCUGUGUAUGUAAACGUGUUCGAAUUUGAGUCGAGUAACAAAUGCAACUAUGCUGUACCAUAAAUUUUUCAUACCGAUGAAAGUAUGGAAACCAUGAAAUUUACCAUUUGAAGUUAUCAUACUAGAAAGUCACGUGAGCUAAAAGCCGCCGUCAAACUGAACGUUGUAUAAUGAAUCUGCUCUGUUAAUAGGCUCCCGCAUUAUAAUUGUCAUCACACAUAUACGUACUCAAUUUAAGUACUCCAAAACUGAACUUUAGCUUUGCUUUGCCACUUGUCGUUUUGCGUUCCUUGUAAAUCGUCCCUUGUCUUGCUCAUAUCAUGAAUAGAUGAAAAGUCAAGGUCAUUCAUGUGGUAUUUCAUCAUUACGGAAAAUUGUUAUCCGAUUAUUUGAUAUUGGUCUUUAAUGUGCAGUUAUUUAUACUACAUAUUUUUCGGGCCUUCAAUCCCCCCCCCCUCCUCCCACCACUGCCAUUUCUUUUAUUUUUAAUCUUUGUUCACAUGAUAUUAAUUUUCAUGAAAUCAAAUUUUAAGUUUAUUACUGAAUUGUCGGCAAAUUUGUCUGUAAUUCCAAACUUGUACACCCGAUUUUUUACACCAUAAAAGUGCAUCUGUAGGGGGUGGGAGCGUUGAAGAGCUCAUUCUUCUUUUCUUCUUUUGAUUAUAUUAUGAUUAUGAUUGAGAUCUCUGGGAUAUAUUGUUUGAUUUGAUGCAUUUUGUGUAAAGAACUCACCUGAGAUUGUUUAUUUGUAUGUAAACUGAUUGAACUAACGCUGAUGCUGAAGUCUCGUAAACACAAGCUCGGUCAACUCACGAACCUUAUUAAAAUCAAUACGCAUUCUUUCGCUUACAGUUUUCGAUUUUAAUGUGGACCAUUUUGUGAUUAUGUGAAUCAGUGUGACUCAACUUGUGUAGCUCAGAGCUGAUAAGUUUCUGACUGAUCAUGGAGACUCUGACUUCUAUUGUGUGUCAAAUUUUGUGCCAACAAUCAGUUUAAAAUUGCUACAUAUAUUGCCACA
Symsagittifera roscoffensis is the source of this 2922-nucleotide messenger RNA. Its product is annotated as prelamin-A/C-like. NCBI's taxonomy places the organism in Eukaryota, Metazoa, Xenacoelomorpha, Acoela, Convolutidae. The transcript is spliced from 14 exons. Gene Ontology annotation, cellular component: nuclear envelope; nuclear lamina. The record is from RefSeq and is a predicted model, not a curated record. The coding region runs from base 66 to 1802 and encodes 578 amino acids. Gene Ontology annotation, molecular function: structural constituent of cytoskeleton. Gene Ontology annotation, biological process: heterochromatin formation; nuclear pore localization; nuclear migration.